AUGCAACAACUCUGUACACCAUAACUGCAAACAGGCAACAACAUCUCCUCUGAUUCCAGCUGAAAUCCACAAACUUUGCUUAAAUGACCAGCCAGGUGAUCUCAACUGACAACGGUAGAAUUCUUAUCCAAAUAAAUCCACAGAUAGGUCAAGACGAUGCUGAACAACAGGAUGAGAGAGCAACUAAUCUCAAUACACUUCUUAUGGGGUUUCUUAAAGUACAACUAAAGACAUUGGGGACUGUCCAGAUAAUGAUUGGUGUGGUGUUUUUCUUAUUUGGUUUUGGGUUCACUACUGAUGAACCAACCAAAUACAGAAUUUUUUACAUAACUAACAGUGGCAUAACCCACUGGGGAUCCCUUAUUUACAUCGCUGCUGGUUCUCUGUCUGUUGUUGCGGAAAAUAAACUCCAUCCCUGGUUGGUGAAAGCUUCGCUUGGAAUGAACGUAUGCAGUGCCGUAACUGCAGGGAUAGCCAUUAUUAUAUCGGCUGUAGAUUUAUCAGGAUCGCAUCUCAUUUCAGAAAUUAAGUGGCCCACUGGAACAAUACUGGUGUUCUCCAUCCUCCAGUUAAUCAUCUCUAUCUCCAUCUCGGCUUUUGCCUACACAACCACCUUCUGCACAAACCAUACAGUGGUCAAUGUUUCAUUUAACCAGAACAUCUAAAUUUACGAGACUCCAUCAACUCAACAUCUGAGUCCUCAGUGGGAAAGAAGACCAGCAGCAAAAACAACAGAAAAUUUGCAACUUUUUUGUCAUGUAUUUUUUUUUAAAAUGAAAGUUUAUAGGUUUUGGCUUAAAUUAAGUGUUGUAGACUUAAUGUAGGCUUAAUAUGUUUUAAAUAUGGUAACAAUUGGGAAAUCUGACUCA
Paramisgurnus dabryanus is the source of this 869-nucleotide messenger RNA. RefSeq names its product membrane-spanning 4-domains subfamily A member 12-like. NCBI's taxonomy places the organism in Eukaryota, Metazoa, Chordata, Actinopteri, Cypriniformes, Cobitidae. The record is from RefSeq and is a predicted model, not a curated record. Gene Ontology annotation, cellular component: membrane.